GCCGCUCCCGGGGCCGCUCGCAGCCCCCGCACGCCGCCCCUUGCCGCCGCCGCCGCCGGAGGAGGCUGCCCAGCCCAGCGGCCCAGGAUGCGGUUUCGCCUCUUCUCCUUUGCCUUGAUCAUCCUGAACUGUAUGGAUUACGGCCACUGCCAAGCCGGCCGAUGGAGACGCAGCAAGAGAGCUAGCUAUGGACCAAAUCCAAUUUGCAAAGGCUGUUUAUCUUGUUCAAAGGAUAAUGGGUGCAUCAGAUGCCAACACAAGUUAUUCUUCUUCCUGCGAAGAGAAGGAAUGAGACAAUAUGGUGAAUGCUUGCAUUCCUGCCCAUCGGGGUACUACGGACUCCGGACGCCAGAUAUGAACAGAUGUUCAAGAUGCAGGAUAGAAAACUGCGACUCCUGCUUUAGCAGAGACUUUUGUACCAAAUGCAAAACUGGCUUCUACUCGCACAGAGGCCGCUGCUUCCGAGGAUGCCCCCCGGGAUUUGCAGCCUUGGAAGACCUUAUGGAAUGUGUGGAAGGCUGUGAAGUGGGUCAGUGGAGUGAGUGGGGAACUUGCAGCAGAAAUAACAAAACAUGUGGAUUUAAGUGGGGCCUGGAAACGAGAACAAGGCAAAUUGUGAAGAAGCCAGUGAAGGACACGAUACCGUGCCCAACCAUUGCAGAAUCCAGACGGUGUAAAAUGGCCAUGAGGCAUUGUCCAGGAGGAAGAAGGCCAGCAAAAACAAAGGAAAAGAAAAAGAAGAAAAAGAAUUUGAUGGAAAGGGCUCAGAAGCAGCACAGCAUCUUCUUAGCAACAGAUAAAACAAGCCAGUAAAGACUUGAUUUUCAUUAAUAUAUUUUUUUUUGCGAAGUGCACAAAAGCUGCUACAUGCUCCUGCCCAUGGAUGCACUACGAUUCAGCUGCUUUGACAGUAUUGGUGGCAAAUAACUUGUGAAAAAAAAAAAGCCCACAAGCUUGUUUGUUUUAUUUAUAUAUUUUUUAUUUUAUAUUUUUCUUCUCAUUUUUGACCUGAAGACUUCAAGUUCAGGAGAGCACUGAGUUGAAUCAGUGGAAUUGGUGCUGAAGUGCAUCAAAGAUUUUGUUCCAAGUGCAUGGUCAGUGUGUUGACAUGAAAAGGAAGCAGGAAAGAAACCUAUGUACCACCAUUAGGCGGACUUGUGCAUAUUUAAAUAAUUUUUUUUUAAAAAAGAAGUCUUGGAGGUGUAGGUACUGUUGCAUUUAUGGCCUUUGUUUCCUGUAUUUGUACAUUUCAAGAGUAAAACGAUAUGACUUACCUACUUAGUGUUAAUGUAUGUUGUUCUCAGCACCUGCUACAUUGAAACAGUUGUAUAAUAAAACUGCUUUAAAACAAUAUACCAUAGGAAUUACUGCUUAGAGUUACAGAAGCACAACAGACUCUAUGUGUACAUAUUACUCUGUCUACGUAUAAAUGAACAUAUUUACUGUACAUCUAUGCAUUUUUAUGUAUAAUACUUUAUACAUUGUUUAAAGUUAUGUCCUGUUGGUUCUAGUAAUAUACUUUAAAAUAAUCCAGUAAAUGUUUAAUUUUUACUAUGUUCUAAGUAUCUUCUGAUAUUUCUCAAUAGUUACAAACUGGAUUUUUUUUUUGUCAUUUGUAAAGCACAUUCAGAUGGCUAAACUACCUUGUAUUGACCCUCGCAAUGGAGUGUCAGCUCUGAGAUAUACUUGCCAGACUAGUAAACUGGGAGUCUUUUCUGCUAUUCUGUACUCCUAUCUCAGUGUAUUUUUGUCUCAGAAAAAGAAAUGUAACUUUUUUAAGAUGAGGCACAAUGAUGACAGAUGUUUUGAGUGUCAGGAGAGAAAUUAUAUGGAAAGUUCUUGGUAUCUAAGAUUGUAUGUGUAGUUUUUUCAAAUAUAACACACAGUGUUUUAUUUCUGUUAGUCCUGAUCCGGUCAGAUACAGCAAACAAAUACCUGAACAGGGGAACAACAAAAGAACAAGCUGUGUUUGGUCACUCAAAAGUAUAGCAAAUCCCAGUCAAUGUCCCAGUGCUGCCAGUUAUUUGUAGAAGUUUAGCAAAUUUAAUCUGCAUCUGUUGUUUGGUUUGGGGUUUUUGGGAGGGAGAGGUGGAAAUAAGUUUCUGUGUAGGAAGCUGAAAUGGCUCAGGAUGUGUAAUUUGAUAAUCUAGCAUUAUUGGGCUUGCAUUCAAGGAGAUUUUUUAAUAUCUGCUGGGAAAAGCCCACAAUAAAUGGCUGUCAUUUAUGCUGUCACUUAGAGAAGUUAUUCCAGUUAUAGGACUAAAACUUGACCUACACAAAGCAAGGAAAAGUAAAACAGACAACAGACCCCUACAAAACUCUUUUUGACAUAUACUUCAGAAAAAUCCCACAAAUCUCAGUUUUAGUCUUAUGGGUUAUAUGCUUUACAAAUAAUCUAGGGGAAUAAGCACAAAUAUAUCCAUAUUUAGCUAGUAAAUGUGUUGCUACAGAAAUGUGCAGUGGUUAGGCACAUAUGAAUGUUCCAUGAAACCGCUUGUGGACUUCCACAAACCAUGAGGUUUUCACCAUCUUUCAUUUAGAAUAUGUUCAUAUUUACCUAGAACAUAAUAAUGUUAAGGACAGUAAGUUUGUUCUGAUCCUGGGCUGCUAUUCUGGACAUUAAAUGCUCACUUACAAAAAAUAAAAUAGAACAAUAAGAACUGUAACUGCCUCUUUGCUUACUGGUUAUCAAAUUUGGCUGUAAGUGCAGUGAAUGCCCUCAUACAAUCCUUUCAGUAGUGAUUACAAGUGUUGUAUUAGGCAUGUCAUGGAAAGAAUGCUACAAAAUACAAUAAAAUUAUGUCACAAGCUUC
This is a messenger RNA of Calidris pugnax (ruff), 2813 nucleotides long. RefSeq names its product R-spondin 2 (gene RSPO2). NCBI's taxonomy places the organism in Eukaryota, Metazoa, Chordata, Aves, Charadriiformes, Scolopacidae. Bases 88 to 813 code for a protein of 241 amino acids. The transcript is spliced from 5 exons. The record is from RefSeq and is a predicted model, not a curated record.